AUGGCGAGGACGGAUACCCCCGGUGUCAUCGAGGCCGAUGUGCUCAAGGAGAAGGGACAAGAGCACAUUGAAGAGGUGGUGUUAGCACGCUUGACCGAGGAGGAUCUAUGGAAGCUAUCCCAAGAGUCUCUCACCGUUUGGUCAUGGACUGGAUUCCGCCUGGCCCUCAUCAUGUUUGUGCAUGGCUGCAAUCAAGCCGGCUUUGGAAUCGACUGGGGCGUAAUCAGCGGUAUCAAUGCCCUCGACCCUUGGCACGAAUACUUUGGCUUCGGCACUAGCGGCAGUACAUAUGGCUUGAUAAAUGCGCUGAUGAGCAUCGGAACGGUCUGUGGUGCUCCAUUCAUGGGCCUCGCUGAUAUCAUCGGACGUCGUGGAAUCAACUUCUUGGGAAACGCACUCGUGAUUUUCGCCGCUGUGCUCCAAGGCUGUGCACCAAAUCUUCCUGCCUUCAUGGCUGGUAGAUUCUUCAUGGGAUUCGGCACAGCCCUUAUGUCCAGCUCUCAGUACAUUGGUGAAAUCGCCCCAAUUCACCUUCGUGGCCGGAUGGUUGGCUUCUUCGGUGCCUGCUUCCAGGUUGGAAGUCUCACAAUGUUGGGCGCCAUGAUUGGCUUGGCGAAUCUCCCCGGAAAUAAUUGUUGGAGGAUCCCUCUCAUUCUCGAAGCCGUUUUCCCGGCGAUUGUCUGCCUCACUAUCUACGUCUUGACACCCGAGUCACCUCGUUACUAUGUCAUGAGAGGAAACCGUCAGAAGGCCAAGGAGAUUGUGGCCAAGUAUCACACGACCAGCACUGACAUCAAUGAGCCAGUGGUUGAGAUUGUAGUAUCUCAAAUCGAGGAAUCACUGGAGAACGACCGCACUGGAUUCAGGGCAUUCUGGGAUUAUCGGGUUUUCUUCACAAAGAUGGCUCGAUACCGCCUCCUGGUCUUGACUUUGUACUCUCUAUUCCAACAGUGGAAUGGUGGAUCGAUUCUCACGUAUUAUAUGGUUGAUGCGCUGAAGACUGUCGGAAUUACAGGUACGAAACGACCACUGGGCAUCACUAUCGGCACGACAGCCGUCUACUUCGUUUUCACCGCCGUCGGUUCUCUUCUGGUCGAUAAGUUUAGGAGAAGAACCCUCAUCUUUACGGGAUUGAUCAGUAUGGUCGUCUUCCAGACGGCAACAACCAUUACAUCAUGGCAAUACAGUCUCCAUGCGACUCAAGCCACUGCAGCACUUACACUGUUAUGGAUAUUCCUCUAUCAGACCUUCUCUGCAACCUUUAUCGCGACCAUGCAUAAUCUGUAUCCCGUCGAGAUUCUGUCUCUGCCUCUUCGAGCGAAGGGAAUGGGUCUGUACAGUUUGAUCCAGGGCGGUGCCAGUGCAGUGCAAACAUAUGGCAUCAGCGUUGGCAUUGCCAAAGUUGGGUAUAAAAUCUGGGUGGUUUAUAUUGUUUACAACACCAUCCAACUCAUUUUGUCAUACUUCAUCUUCCCUGAGACAGCUGGUUUGAGUUUGGAGGAGAUUGAUAGUGUGUUUGAAACACCCGGAGUUCGACCUGUCAAGAUGUCACUGGAUAUCCAAAAGGCCAAGAAGGAGAGACUCGCAGCAACGAGAGAUGAAGAAGCCAGUUCUAGGUUCUGA
Molecule: messenger RNA, 1623 nt
Organism: Penicillium daleae
Lineage: Eukaryota; Fungi; Ascomycota; Eurotiomycetes; Eurotiales; Aspergillaceae
Product: putative MFS sugar transporter protein
Exons: 2
Coding region: 1-1623 (540 amino acids)
Biological process (GO): carbohydrate transport; transmembrane transport
Cellular component (GO): membrane
Molecular function (GO): carbohydrate:proton symporter activity
Source: RefSeq, a predicted model, not a curated record